Messenger RNA from Chinchilla lanigera (long-tailed chinchilla), 2198 nucleotides. It is a transcript of the gene Wwox, whose product is annotated as WW domain containing oxidoreductase. Gene Ontology annotation, molecular function: protein binding. Lineage: Eukaryota; Metazoa; Chordata; Mammalia; Rodentia; Chinchillidae. The record is from RefSeq and is a predicted model, not a curated record.
GCGCUCGGUUGAAGCGGGAGUGAGUUCCUGGCGGCGGACCCGCGGCGGCGGGCGGGCGCCACCUCUCAUCGCUGCUCUCGCCGCUCUCCGCCAUGGCCGCGCUGCGCUACGCCGGCCUGGACGACACGGACAGCGAGGACGAGCUGCCCCCGGGCUGGGAGGAGAGAACCACCAAGGACGGCUGGGUUUACUAUGCCAAUCACACUGAGGAGAAGACUCAGUGGGAACAUCCGAAGACUGGAAAAAGGAAACGAGUAGCAGGAGAUUUGCCGUACGGAUGGGAGCAAGAAACGGAUGAGAACGGACAGGUGUUUUUUGUUGACCACAUAAAUAAAAGAACCACGUACUUGGACCCAAGAUUGGCCUUUACUGUGGAUGACAAUCCGACCAAGCCACCCACCAGGCAGAGAUACGACAGCAGCACCACGGCCAUGGACAUCCUGCAGGGUCGGGACUUCACGGGCAAAGUGGUCGUGGUCACUGGGGCUAAUUCAGGAAUAGGGUUUGAAACUGCCAAGUCUUUUGCUCUGCACGGUGCUCACGUGAUCCUGGCCUGUAGGAAUAUGGCAAGAGCCAGCGAAGCAGUGUCACGCAUUUUAGAAGAGUGGCACAAAGCCAAGGUAGAAGCAAUGACCCUGGACCUUGCUCUGCUCCGUAGCGUGCAGCAUUUUGCUGAAGCAUUCAAGGCCAAGAAUGUGGCUCUCCACGUGCUUGUGUGCAAUGCUGCUGUUUUUGGUCUUCCCUGGAGCCUCACGAAAGACGGCCUGGAGACCACCUUCCAGGUGAACCACCUGGGCCACUUCUACCUGGUCCAGCUCCUGCAGGAUGUUCUGUGCCACUCGGCCCCUGCCCGUGUCGUCCUUGUCUCCUCUGAGUCCCAUCGAUUUACAGAUAUUAACGAUACCUCGGGAAACCUUGACUUUAGCCGCUUGUCUCCGUCACAAAACGACUACUGGGCCAUGCUAGCCUACAACAGGUCCAAGCUCUGCAACAUCCUGUUCUCCAACGAGCUGCACCGCCGCCUCUCCCCACGCGGGGUCACAUCCAACGCCGUGCACCCGGGGAACGUGAUGUACUCCUCCAUUCACCGCAGCUGGUGGCUGUGGACGCUGCUGUUCACCUUGGCGAGGCCCUUCACCAAGUCCAUGAUACCUCAAGGUGACCUUCCAGCCCGAGGAGCUAGCCAAACUUCAAGGCAGCAACAAGGAGCAGCCACCACUGUCUACUGUGCAGCAGCCCCGGAGAUGGAGGGCCUGGGAGGAAUGUACUUCAACAACUGCUGCCGCUGCCUGCCCUCAGCGCAGGCUCAGAGCGAGGAGACGGCGCAGGCCCUGUGGGAGCUCAGUGAGCGGCUGGUGCAGGAACGGCUGGGCAGCGCGUCCGGCUAGCGGGGACCCGUCCUGCCUGGCACCCCGUUCCACAUCCCUACAAGGCAGAUACGCAAGAGCAAAGGAAAUGAGAGUGCUCGACAUAGAAGAAGUGGUGAUGGGACACAAUUGCAGGGGACAGGGACAGUGUCACUUCUCUGUGGCUAGCGUCAGCAUGGGUCCCUCAGCUUUCGGGUGGUGGGCUGUUUGAAAGCAAAAGCUUGGUCUGUAGGUGGGUUCUUUCUCUCAUUGUAGAAGCACAAGCAACUUUCUCUCACUUUUAGAGUAGCCUGAAGUCCUGUUGUCCCAUGGCCACCACUGCAGCCAGAGGUGGCUUUUUCCCGUCUAGGGAAGAAAAAUCAAGCGUUCAUCCUUCCAGUCUGGAUUUGUCCAGGAGAUUAUUGUUUCGCUCAUCCCAACCAAGUCUGAGUAGGCUUGGCAACUUCCAGUUGAGAAUCCCAAAGAUUUGUUCCAGCUGAUGACGCUAAUGAGAGUUCCGCAGGAUAGCACAAAGGUCCAGCAGUGUCUGUCACUAACCCCUUUGCCAAAGCUACACAAAUAAUGCUUUAGAGAUGAUAACAAAUAAACUUUGCAAACCAUUCCCUAGAUAGCUAGAUGGGCAAGAAAGGGAGCAGCAUGUCCUCGGGAACACGUGAGAUGUCCUUGCAGUGGGGGAUAAAACUUAGGUCCCUUCAUUUGCCGCACAGGGUCCCAAGAGCAGCCUAGGGGCUGAGUUUUGUAGCCUUUCAGUCCCUCUGCUUCCACAUCCGGCUUCAACUUCCUCCCCUUCCUCCCGUCCUAGGCUUAAUAAAAGAUCAUGCUUGACUACGA